Amaranthus tricolor (Joseph's coat) is the source of this 5018-nucleotide messenger RNA. Its product is annotated as pentatricopeptide repeat-containing protein At1g09820-like. The transcript is spliced from 2 exons. Bases 1682 to 3547 code for a protein of 621 amino acids. Gene Ontology annotation, molecular function: protein binding. Lineage: Eukaryota; Viridiplantae; Streptophyta; Magnoliopsida; Caryophyllales; Amaranthaceae. The record is from RefSeq and is a predicted model, not a curated record.
UAAAUCAUCUAUUUUUAUUUGUUUAUCUUUAAUCUUUAUGUUUAUGAGUUUAUCUAUUUAUUUAAAAAUCAGGGCCUUUUUUAUGUUUAUCUAUUUAGAUGAAUUAGGGCUUUUAGUUUUCUUAUUAGUUCUUUGGCAAAAUUAGGGAUGUAAAAAAAAUUAGGGUUUUUUAUUUGUUUAUCCAAUUACCUAUUUAGCAAUUGACAAUUAUGAUUGAUUAGUUAGAUAGUUUAAAAGUUGUAUACUUGAUAGUUUAAAGGAUGUAUGAUUGUGAUUAAUUUGUCAAAUGAUGACAUUAUGCCCAAUUUUCAGAUUAUAAAAACUCGACGUGGACAAUUGCCUUAAUCAAUCGAUAUUAAAUGUAAUUUUUUUAACACACUUGAUUGUAUUUUUUAUAAAAAAAGUGGACAUCCCUUGUAUAAUUUUUUGGUUCCACCCCUGUGUGUAAUGCUAAUUCAAGUUCCACAUUAUAUGGGACUUGAGAUACUCCUUUGUCCCCCUGAGGUUCCUCGAGUAGAGAUGGUAGAAUGAUUAAGAAAAAUGGGAAACGGGGUAUUUUAGUGGGAUAUUGUAGGUGGAAUCAUGUUCUUUAGUGGGUAAUUAUAGGUUUUGAUGUAGGAAAGAAAAAUAAAUUGUAGCUUUUAGUGGCGUAUUACAGGUGGAGUCAUAUCCAUAACUAGUAAUGGGACAAACUCGACGAAAAUAGUAUUGGGAGCAAAAUGAGGGAGAGUAGACGGAGGGAGUAUGUUUUUAAAGUUUUUCACUUUUGCUUCUAAAAUUCUGUUAAAGCUUACCCCUUAUUAUUCAAAUUAAAGCUUUGGCAUUGUUGUAUGAUUAAUUCUUCUUUUAGUAAGCAGUUUGAGUUGCCUUAAAGUUCUGUUUUGGGUGAUGUAUUCGUUUCUCUAUGGUCUAUGGUAAAAUGUACAUGUUCGUCAAAGAAGUUUGAUAUGAACAGAUUUAUGCAUUUUUGAUAUGUAAGUGAUGCAUUUGUUAAGUUGGUAAGAAUUUACCGAAUGUUCAAAAUGUACUAUGACCUGAUGAUUGUUAUUGUUUUUGUUAAAAGGAUAUCCUUAGCUCUUGUCUUCUUAUGCAACGAGGAAGAUUUCAUUGUUUCACGUUAUUUUCACAAAAGGGUCAGCUUUAAAUUCAAAACGGAAAGGGUUUUGGUCUAAAUCAUCCACCAUUCCAUGUCCAAUGCGUUUUUUCAUGAGAUAAAGUGUUCUAUUGUCACAAGAAGUAAGAUAUAACGUAAUUUGAUUGGUUUGGAGUUUGAUGAAGGCGACUAGAAGGAGAGGAGGACAUGGAUAAAGGAUUGAAUCAGAUUUAAAAGUUCUGGGGGUAGGUUUACCAUUUGGGAGUAGUAGUUAGGGCUUAUGUUAGCUUUUAAAGGGUUGUUUAAUACAUAUUUAUAGCAUUCGUAGGCAGCUCUCAACAUUGACGGAGGCAAUAUAUUACAAACAUAGUGGGAAGGGAGCCAUGGGCCCAUGGCAUGUGUUAGCCCCUGAAAAGUUCCAAUUCUGAUUUGCAGGCUUUUGGGCAAUAUAGACCUAUAGGGGGCACAAAGAGGCAUCAAGAGACAUUUCCCAGUUUUAUAGAAUUUUCAAAAGAGCCGAAUUGCAGAAUUUUCAAGUCUUCAUCGAUUGCUGGUAAAUACUCUUUCAUCUCCACUCAAAUUCCAGUUAUGAAUGCUCAAUUUCACGCAAUUUCUCAAUUUUGUCGAUAUCCCAAAUCCAUUUAUUGCCGAUGUAACACCCCUAUUAAUUCCUUUACAUCUCUUUGUAAUUUUGUUAAUUUGUUUUGUACUUCAUAUUCAACUCAAAUCAAUGAAACCCUAGGAAAAAAUUUGAUCCCAAUUUCAAAAAUUUCUGAGCUCAUAUCUAAGCAGCAUUGGAGGGAACUGAAAACAAUUUCGAACGAAACGAACCCUAACACGAUUCUGCAACAAUUAUUUGAUUUUGAGUCGGACCCACUUUUGAUUGUUCAGUAUUUUAAAUGGUUAGAGAGAGAUUGUGGGGUUUCACAUGAUAUUGAGGUGUAUUUUAAGGUUUUUUAUAGGCUAGCUAAUGAUAAAUUAUAUGGGGAAAUUAGGAAAUUGUUGAAUGGGGUUGUGAAUAAUGGGAAGUAUUCGAAUUUCGAAGUUUUCCACUGUCUUUCGAGAUUUGGUGACUCAUUUGGGGUGAAUUCUAUGAUUGUUGAUAUGUUGGUUCAGACUUAUGUGAAGAAUUUGAAAGUAGGUUUGGCAGUUGAGGCGGUAAGGCGAGCUUGGCAAUAUGGGUUUAAGUUAUCAUCUUUGUCGUGUAAUCCGUUGUUGAACGCUUUGGUUGAUGAAGGGAAGAUAAAAGUUAUGGAACAUGUAUUUAGGGAGAUGAUUAGGAGAAGAGUUCAGCCUGAUCUCAUUACAUUUAACACUGUUAUUAAUGGGUUUUGCAAAGUAGGACAGUUGCAAAGUGCAGGAGAUGUUUUAGAGGAUAUAAAAUUAUGGGGUUUAUCUCCGUCUGUUGUUACGUAUAAUACUCUUAUUGACGGGUAUUGCAAGAGGGAGAGGGUUGGAAAGAUGUAUAAAGCGGAUGCUCUUUUGAAAGAAAUGGUAUCAAUGAACAUAAGUCCGAAUGAGAUCACUUACAAUACUCUCAUUGACGGGUUUUGUAAGGAUCAGAACUUAGCGGCUGCAAUGAAGGUUUAUAAAGAAAUGCAGAACCAAGGACUGAAACCGAGUAACUUUACUUAUAAUUCGUUAAUUAGGGGGCUUUGUAGUGAAGGGAAAACUGAUGAAGCUUUAGAAAUGAGAAAUUCAAUGUCUCUUCUAGGUUUGAAGCCAGAUAUUACGACAUAUAAUGUUCUUAUAAAUGGCUAUGCUAAAAAAGGCAUGGUUAAGGAAGCUAAGGAGCUGCUAGAAGAUGUUGCUGGGAAUGCUUUGACUCCUAAUGUUGUAACUUUUAAUACUUUGAUUGAUGCUUAUUGCAAGGUUGGGAUGAUGAAUGAUGCUGUUUCUUUGCAUAAGUUAAUGUUGGAGAGAAACAUUUCUCCUGAUGUUUCAACUUAUAAUUGCUUGAUUGGUGGCUUUUAUAGAAAUAAUGAUUUCGAAACGGGUGGUGCUAUGAUAGGAAAAAUGAAAGAUGCUGGGAUUCAACCCGAUGUUGUGACGUAUAACAUAAGAUUAGGUGCUUAUUGCCGGAUAGGCAAGACAAAAAAGGCUAACAGGCUAUUAGAUGAAAUGUUGGAGAUUGGUUUGACUCCAACUCAUGUGACCUAUAAUACCUUAAUUGAUGGCUACUGUACUAAAGGAAAUCUCAGGGAAGCCAUGAAUAUGAGAAUGAGAAUGGAAAAAAAUGGUCGACGAGCUAAUGUUGUGACAUACAAUGUGCUAAUAAAAGGUCUUUGUAAGAAAGGCAAGUUGCAAGAAGCAAAUAGGCUUCUUAAUGAGAUGCUCAAGAAAGGUUUAGUCCCUAAUCGGAUCACAUAUGAAAUAAUCAAGGAGGAAAUGAUGGAGAAAGGAUUUACUCCUGAUAUUGAUGGACAUCUAUAUAACCAAUCUUCUGUGCGUUAAUUUGGCUGGCAGAUUAUUGUCCAAAUGCUAUUAUCAUCACUGUUUUAUUGGAAGUUGAUGGUAUAAGAUGCUACUAAACAGAGAUUCUAAGUUUCAUUAUUCUUCAUUCUUUAGUACAGGGGGGUUAAUGGUUAUCAUGUCGAGUUAGCAAUGAGUCAAGCGGUUGUGAAUUCUCUGAACCAAGCAGUUUUGUUGGGAUCAUAUGCCAAGGAUGCUGCAAAACAAGAAGGAAAGAAAGCUGCAAAAUUGGCAUCCGAAGUCGUAAGGCUAGUCGGAUCACUGAGCCAAUCGUAUCUUUCCGAUAGGACUUCUUUGAGGCUAUUUUUUUGGAGGUUUAGUGACUGAAGGCUUUCUUAGGGAAAGCGGGACCUUGUUUGGCACAUACACAGCCAGAUACAUUGGAGAACAAAGGCCUCGGUUAGUUCGGCUACCUCACCGGAACCCAUGUGGGAAGUCGGUUUGGUGAAAGAAUAGGUUUAAUGGUUUACUAUAUAGCAUACAAGGAUUGCAAGUUCUGGGAUUGUACUUCUUCUGGUUUCUAAUACUUCCAUUGAAUCAAAAGAAAAUGAAAUGGAUGUUUGUUACUGUGUCUAUGUGAACAUUAAAGUUUAAUCAUUAUUUUCCUAUAAUAAUUUUACAAUGAAUGUUGUAUUAGAACCAAGUUGUUGUGGCUAUUGGCCAAUUGUCUAAUCAUUAGUCUCUUUUUCAUUUGUCGCAUCCAUUUACUUUGAAAUUAUAAGCGAAUAUAAGUGAUCACAUUAAGACGGUAAAUAUAUAUUUGGUCAGCUCAAUAGAGAUGAUCUAAUGGUGAAAUCGUCUUAAUUGAAAAGUUGUGUUAAAUUUUUUAGAACCCAAAAUUAGUCCCAGUUUCUGAUUGUGUUUUCUAGUUUGGGUUGAAGAUUAUUCUCAUUGAUUCCUAUAUGGGCUGAAUUCUGGAUCUGCCCCAUCGACACCCAUUACAAGAUAGGAAUAAUUUGAGAAUUGUGGAUUAACCUAGUGGUUAAGGGCUAAGAGUUCGUUUUCACCGUCUACAUGAAAGAUUAAUAAUAGUUUUUUAUCUGUAGAAAUUCUCUAGUUUAUCCGAAAUAAAAAUAGUUAAUGAACAAAUUACUAGUUUUCUUCUUACCCUUAAUUUUGAUAUUUGCAUAUUGUUAUGACUUUUGUAAAAAAAGAAAAACAAGAGUUAUUUUCGUGAGCGACUGUCUCUCAAAGAGUUUAACUCAAAUAAAGACAUAUAUUCUUAUAAUAUUUAUUAGAUGGGGUAUUUAACUUUUAUAUAAGAUGAGUCUCUCGUAGAAACCGUCUCAUACAACAAUUUGCAGGCUUUUGGGCAAUAUAGGCCUAUAGGGGGCACAAAGAGGCAUCAAGAGACAUUGCAAAGGCUAUGAGCAAUCAAUAUAUCUUUGUUGUUUGACCUGAUACAAACAUCUUUGGUUUCAUAGGGUUCAUCCAUGCAAAGAACUGUUUCUGU